Notolabrus celidotus (New Zealand spotty) is the source of this 5422-nucleotide messenger RNA. It is a transcript of the gene dedd, whose product is annotated as death effector domain containing. The record is from RefSeq and is a predicted model, not a curated record. NCBI's taxonomy places the organism in Eukaryota, Metazoa, Chordata, Actinopteri, Labriformes, Labridae. The transcript is spliced from 5 exons. Gene Ontology annotation, molecular function: protein binding; DNA binding. Gene Ontology annotation, cellular component: nucleolus. Gene Ontology annotation, biological process: extrinsic apoptotic signaling pathway via death domain receptors; regulation of apoptotic process; apoptotic process. The coding region runs from base 418 to 1632 and encodes 404 amino acids.
CCGUGGAUUGAGUUGCCCACGGAAGUCUGACGCACUCUGACCCGGAUGUUCUUUCAUUUUAGCUGAAGAACGGAGUCUGCUUGUUUUUCCCAUGAUGUCUGUCUGAGGACCAAAACCCUCUAACGAACUCAUAUAUCCGGAAUCAAAUAAGUCUGCCUGCACACCAGGAGACUGUAAACACAAAGGUUUUAUAGUCAUCGUGCAGCCGGCUGAGUCAAAUCAAACGGAUCCGAGUUUUCUGUCCUGAAAGAGGCUUUUACACACUGAGAGGCUAACCCUGCGUUAGCUGCUAACCACCAGUGAUUGUGUUGGAUCUAACAACAAUAUCCAAGAAGACAGGAGCUCAUCCGCAGCAGCAGACGCAGACAGACGUGGUUGCAGGGAUCAGAGCAUCCCUCAUCACCAUCGGGCCCUGAGAUGACAUCACAGCAGCCACACAUCCCCAAUGCUGUCAUUCCUCCUCAGCUAGCCCAGAACUCCUCCGCUCAUCAGGCCCGGCCCCACCUCCAAGCGAAUCAGCUGGACUCGAGUCAGAGUGGCGCGACCGCUGGGCCGGUGGACCACAGAGCUUUAACCGGCAGACCAGGCUGCUCCGGUGUGGCAGCGACCGGCGGGGAGGCGGCCAAUAGGAAUGUUUCUGCAACCCGUGCAAACUCCAGCUCGGCCAGGAGAGAUGGCGGCUUCGAGCCGUGGCCCGAGGAGGCAGUGGACAACUCCCAUGGUCUGUACUCACUCCACCGAAUGUUUGACAUAGUUGGAGCCCAGCUAACGCACCGGGAUGUCAGAGUACUGUCGUUCCUGUUUGUGGACGUGAUUGACGAGUAUGAACGCGGCGGCAUCAGGAGUGGGAGAGAUUUCCUGCUGGCUCUAGAGCGCCAGGGUCGCUGUGACGAGACCAAUUUCAGACAUGUUCUUCAGCUUCUACGGAUUAUCACCCGCCACGACCUUUUGCCUUAUGUCACCCUCAGGAAACGGCAGGCUGUGUGCCCGGACCCCGUCGACAAAUACCUGGAAGAGACAUCAGUGCGCUACAUUUCCCCCCGAGGAUCAGUGCAGAGCAAGGACUCUGUGCCUCACAGAAGAUCAGGUCCUCAGCCGGUCAUUUGCUGCUCCCCCUCUGGACCCCACGUCGGCCCUCCCAGAACAAAGCCGACUCCCCCUGCACAGAACCGCAAACGGAGGAGAAGUCACUCCUCCGCAGACUGCAGAGAGAAGCAAACAUGUGAUAUCCGCCUCCGAGUUCGUGCUGAGUACUGCCAGCACGAGUCUGCACUUCAGGGGAAUGUCUUCUCCAACAAACAGGAGGCGGUGGAGCGACAGUUUGAGCGCUUCAACCAGGCAAACACUAUCCUCAAAUCCCGAGACUUGGGCUCCAUCAUCUGUGACAUCAAGUUCUCCGAGCUCACCUACCUGGAUGCCUUCUGGAGGGACUACAUUAACGGAUCUUUGUUAGAGGCUCUCAAAGGAGUCUUCAUCACAGAUUCCUUAAAACAGGCCGUGGGCCACGAAGCUAUUAAACUGUUGGUUAACGUAGACGAGGAGGACUACCAGGCCGGGCGGCGCAAACUGCUCCGUAAUUUGGUCACGAGUGGAGGCGGCCCACCAGGAGGGAGCAAAGACUCUGGAUCUUAGACUCCAGCUGUGAGCGUGCAGCUGCUGUGCCUCCUGAUAGAGAACAGAGUGUGACAUGGACGUGUUGUUUGAGGUGCCUGAACAGUGUGCCUGAAUGGAACUAAAAGAACUUAAAGCCACCGUGUUGACUCUUUGAGAACUGCAGUCGUAGGAAACCUCCGGGCACCCUGAAGAGUAGCAUGUGAGGUGAUCGGGAGCGGUGUUAGCAAAGAGAAGCAGGAGAUGCAUCAACAGGUUGACAUUAUUCUGAAUGUUAAACUGUUUUCUUCAAGGAGGAGAAUCCUGACUCAUGCUUGUAUUGAAUUUAAUUUCUUGUUCCAUGUAUGUAAGCUCAUUGAAACACGUUAACUCCGAUGAAACUCUUCACCCUGUUUCAAGUCAUUUGGACGCAGGAAAGGCGCUUAACGCUCUGUUACUCCCAGUGGGAGUCGUACUUUAUUGCCAAACUGGUUCAUCUUUUCCAGGUACUUGAGAUUGAUUGGAUUGAUCCAAUGAGAGUGUUCUGUAUGUUAUGGAAAGGAAAAGACUGUCUUUGAUUUAAACUUGUUUUCUAUCUCAGCUUAUUCUCCCUCCUUUGCAGAACGUUCUCUUCUGCAGAGUUGAAACCUUUCAGAGCAUUUUUAUCGGCUCACACGUCGUCACUUUGAGAUCAUUUGAUGUUCACUUUGUUUUACCACGUUCAUCGUUUUACCAAACGUCUUUUUAGCAGCAGAUGUGAUUCUAGCCUCCUUUAAAAAUCGUCCAGUCGCUGCCCACGUCACAACGUUUCAAACUUCACUCAACCUUUGAAUGUGUCGCUCGCUGGUGUUUUUAAUGCUCUGUCCAGACCUCAUUGUGAAGAUGUAUCCCCUUUAAAGAUUUCAAAUCAACAAACGAAGCAACAAAAUCAAAAGCAGGUUGAAAAUCACAGCUCGUGUGUGUGUGUGUAGUCAUUUCUAUUGUGCUCAAGUAAGAGACCGAAGAUGAAUAAAGACAGUUCACAGGGCUUCUGAAGUCCCAUGUUUAAUCCUCACAUCUCCUCUGUGGAAAUGUCUCGCCUCCCAGUAACUGACGAAAAUUGGAGCGCCUUUUCCAGCCUUGAUUGAUUGAAUCAGCAUCAAGCAUAAUAGUUAGGAACACAGCACGUUCAAUCUCAAACUGCAGGCAGAGCUUAAAGGUGACAUAUCAUGCAAAAUCAACUUUUUAAUGGUUCUCUACCUGAAAUAUGUUUCCCUGGCAUGUCUACAAGCCCCCCCGAGAACGAAAAAAAUCCAUUCUGCCCCUGUUUUGAUUUCUCCACCUUUCUGUAAAUGUGUGCUGAAACGAGCCGUUUCAGUUUUCACUGUUUUUCAUACGUCACAACGACAUCCGGUCUGUCACGGAAGUCAGAGCUCGGAACUUGUUCAGCCCAUAGACUGUAUAAAAUACAACUCAACUCCUCCUCCGUUUUUCAUUCCCUGCACACACGUGUGCUAACAAGGAGCUUAGGAGGGAGGCAUGCUAGUUGUAGGCUGUCUUAAUAAACCCAAAGGUCGGUUUUACUCCCCACGUCUGCAGAUUUGAAGAUCUAGUGGAUGAUUUUUAUUUAUCAUGGAAAAGUGCUAGCGCUAGUUAGCAUAGCCACAUAGCUAUGUGUUCAUAGCUGUGUACCAAGACACACGUCGACAUACUGACAAAUAAAACAACAAGAAACUCUAAAUCUGUGACUGAUCGUUCAGAAAGGUCCUGCUGCAGGCGCCUCUCCAUCAGGAUCAGAUUCUGGAUCAGUUUCAGAGGGUUGAAGUAACGCGGGUCUGUGAGCAGCCGUGUAUAUUCAGCCAACAUGUAAACAUUAGAUCAAAGUGCUGGACAGCUGAGGCCACAUCCACUUCCUGAGGGGGCGUGGUCAGAGAGCUCAUUCUCAUUUAAAGGCACAGAAACAGAAAACAGCCUGUUCUGAGCAGGGCUGAAAAAGAGGGGUUUACAGGCAUGCCAAAACCUGAUUUCAAAAUGUUUUUUUAGAGCAUAAACUUCAAAGACAUGUUUUGGGGACCUCUUAGACCAAUAUAUAUUGAUGAAAAAGAGCAUAAUAUGUCACCUUUAAACAAUAAUGAUGUUUCAAGUCAGGGGAAGCCACUUGUACAGCCUGUGACGUUAACCAAACAAACACUGUGACAGACAUGUUGACAGUAUCACUGAUGGUAGCUCUGGUUUUGCCCCAUCGUUAGAUUUUCUCAGUGACCUUUUGGAAGUCCCUCUGAAGAGCCCUGAAUCUCAGAGAUUGUUGGACAGGUAGUUAGAGAGCUCACAGUAAGAGAAGGAUUAGCAGUGUGAAAACUCUGCUGACUUCAUAUUUCAUAAACAAUAAGCUGUGAUAUCUGGAAAUCAUUCAUUUUAAGGCUGCUACACAUUAAUCCAGCACAGUUUUUUCUAUUUCAAAUUACGAUGAAAGUGUCAAGCUCCAGAAAUGAUUCACACAAAUGUCUAAAAUCACACUGUAAAGUUACCUGUGCUUUCUGUUGUGUGGUCCUUUGCAGGCCCGUAUUGAUAACUAAUUAAUCAAGUAUUCUACAGCGAGGGUAAAGUACAGUGAUAUGCUUCCACACCGGUAACUCAGCUCAGUGCAUCACUACUCUGUGAUGUCUGAUUUUUUCAUGCAGACUGAACUUUUCAGAUGUUUUUAUUCGAGAGAGGCGGAUUGUGGUGUGAAAACAGUUUGUUGGUUUUGUCCGGAUAGGGAAUGACGUGAUAACACACUUCCAAUUCUUGCUUUGUAGAAAACCCAAACACAGAAACUUGCGUUAUCUGUCUGAAAAAUCUGAUUUAAGUCUGUGGCACGAAACAAACACCUCCUUGUCCACCCUGACCUCCUCUCCCCGAAGGUGUUGAGACCAAAGCAGAGUGAAUCCUGUUGAUGACGUCAGUGUGAGCGUGCACCAAGGAUGAGAUUACCUGAAAUGCACAUUAGCUCAUUUUAAUUAUCUCAGUUUGAGCAAGAAAUCUCCAACACUGUCCCUUUGUAGAAAUCUGCGUCAUUAUGCAGACCCUUGGUUUUCUUUUCAGCCCGUGUGAUGAAACUUGAAUCACAGUUUGUUUCAGGUUCAUAAGCUUGCUUUGUUUCCAUUCAGAGAAAUCCUACAGGUCAUUAAAGUGGUUACUCAGUAGCUGGAGGUGGUGAAGAAGUGAACUGAGCUGUGCGAGCAUCCGCAGACACUGUGACGUUUGGUUUUCCAUAUUUAGAAGGACAGAUAUUUUGGUUGGUAUUCAUGUAACAUGCAUAAAAAAGGAGAUUUGUUCAAGCAGGAUCAAUAACUCUAAGCAAAAUGACAGUUUCUUUCUUGUCUCGAUCAGUUUGACUCCUACCCGCCUCCUUCAGGCACAGGCACUUAAUACUGUGAUUUAACUCCUCUGUUCUUUAAUCGUAUGAUGUGAACACAUUUCUUUGGGAUCCCGGACAAGAGUGGACACAUCUGUCAGGGGGGCGCACACUUUAAAGUCUCUUAAAAAAAGAAAUGUAAACCUGAUAUACAAGAACUGAUUCUGAUUCAAUGCAAACUCAGAGUACCUCUGUUUGGAAAUGUUUUAAUAUCCAUGAUAAUAUAUCAAAGUAUUAGCAUAAUGCUGUUUUGUGAUGAGAUUAUUUAGACUCUGUAAAAGAAGUAGAGAAGAAGCUGAAUGUCAUUUUUAGUAAGAACUGUCAUUUCAAAUGCAACUCUCUCUAAAUCUAAUGUUUGACAUCUUUCCUUCAUUUUUCUGUUUCUCCGUGCACAUAGCCAAAUGGUUGACAUAAAGUAAUCUGUGUACCCCAAUAAAAGUUCAGUGUAUGUUUUUA